Vigna angularis (adzuki bean) is the source of this 1034-nucleotide messenger RNA. RefSeq lists its product as uncharacterized. Gene Ontology annotation, cellular component: chloroplast. Bases 105 to 869 code for a protein of 254 amino acids. NCBI's taxonomy places the organism in Eukaryota, Viridiplantae, Streptophyta, Magnoliopsida, Fabales, Fabaceae. Gene Ontology annotation, molecular function: oxidoreductase activity. The transcript is spliced from 7 exons. The record is from RefSeq and is a predicted model, not a curated record.
AGACUCUUUUUCUAAAUAUCUAUUUUCCUUCCUUUUAUAUUUCCCUUUUGUCUUUACCAUUUUCAACACAUUCACAGUACCAAUUACACUCUACUGUUACGUCCAUGGCUGAUUUGUCCCCAAGAACCGUGCUUGUAACCGGAUCUGGUGGCCGCACAGGACAAAUUGUGUAUAAAAAAUUAAAAGAGAGGCCAAAUCUGUAUGUUACCAGAGGCCUUGUUAGAACAGAAGAAAGUAAACAGAAAAUUGGCGGUGCAAAUGAUGUUUUUGUUGGGGAUAUCAGAGAUGCUGAAAGUAUUACUCCUGCAUUUCAAGGUAUAGAUGCUCUCAUAAUCCUCACAAGUGCAGUUCCACAAAUGAAGCCCGGGUUUGAUCCAACAAAAGGUGGAAGGCCUGAGUUCUAUUUUGAUGAUGGUGCAUAUCCUGAACAGGUUGACUGGAUUGGCCAGAAGAAUCAAAUAGAGGCUGCCAAGGCUGCAGGAGUGAAGCAUGUUGUGUUGAUUGGGUCUAUGGGUGGAACAAACACUAAUCAUCCUCUGAACAGCUUGGGAAAUGGGAAUAUAUUGAUUUGGAAGCGAAAGGCUGAACAGUAUCUGGCUGAUUCUGGUCUUACAUACACAAUCAUAAGGCCCGGUGGUUUGCUAGAUAAAGAAGGAGGGAUUAGGGAACUCAUUGUGGGAAAAGAUGACGAGCUUCUUCAGACUGAAACCAAAACCAUUCCUCGAGCUGAUGUUGCCGAAGUCUGCAUUCAGGCACUGAAUUUUGAGGUCAAAUUCAAGGCAUUUGACUUGGCAUCAAAACCUGAGGGAGUGGGUACCCCAACGAAGGACUUCAAGGCUUUGUUUUCCAAUAUCACAGCUCGUUUUUGAUAGAUAAUGCAAUGGUCGUUAUUUAUUAACUGAAGAGGGAUGCCCUAUAAUCAUCAAUGUUCAAUAAAUGAUUUGGAAAUCAUGUUAAAGAUUAUAGACACCAAAAUAAAUAAUAAUGUAGCUCAAUAAUACCAUUGAAUAAAAAAUUCAUAUUUAUGCUUUUAA